This is a messenger RNA of Linnemannia hyalina, 636 nucleotides long. The record is from the annotation of a GenBank genome assembly. NCBI's taxonomy places the organism in Eukaryota, Fungi, Mortierellomycota, Mortierellomycetes, Mortierellales, Mortierellaceae.
AUGUCAGCCUGUUGUUUCCUUCCAUGGAUCCCCGACAUAACUAAGGAUGCUCCCAAGGAAUUAGAUUCGUAUGCUGCGGGUGAGAGCGAGGACACCGUCAACCACCAAUCGACCAUAAAACACGACGUUGAUGACUGCGCCCAGCGCAUCCCGAAAAAACUCAAAGUCCAUGCCAAGGCGCAGAAUAUUUCAUACCUCGAGGACGACUCUCUCCAAUCCCAGGAGUUCUUGGUCAGCAAGCAUCAAGUCAUGCUCACUCUAAGCGAUUCAAUUGCUGGAAAAUCAACUUUUAAUCGACACCCGCAACAUCAACUCUGGGCAGACUACAAGCAGGGUGGACUCAUCCUUCUCUGCAUCAACCUCCUUUUCAUCGAUAACCCUACACAUGAUCUGAUCGAGAUGCAACUCCAGUGUCACAACUAUUCGGGGGAUCAGAUCCAGGCAAUGAAAAGCGAGUUCUUGGGACCUGUCUAUUUGGACCGCUUUGUCCCAGAGCCUGAGGACGACUACAAGACCGCUUGGUCGGAUCUCUUUCAGGAAGCUAUCAUUGCACGUUUCUCCAAUUCGCAAGUCGAGGACUUCAUGCGGAUGCUCAGGAUCCCCAACUUCGUGGAUGUCAUGAACCCUUUCUCCUGA